AUGGAUCAGAAGUCAAAGUUCCAAACAACAAACGCUAUUGACAGUAUCAUAUCCGCCGAAAUACCAGAUAAAUCAGAAGAUGCAAAGUUGUAUGAGGUUGUGAAAGAUAUGAUGAUUCAUGGACCAUGUGGUCAUGCCAACCCCAAUUCACCAUGUAUGAGAAAUGGAAUAUGUACUAAGAACUUCCCGAAGAGCCACGCAGAAAAGACUACAAUCAAUAGAGAAGGAUUCCCAUUAUAUAGGAGACGCGAUCAGCCCAAUGUUUUUGUGGAGAAGAACGGUUUUAAAUGCGACAACAGAUACGUAAUUCCAUACAACAAAACCCUAUCCGUCCGUUAUAGAGCACACAUGAAUGUUGAGUGGUGUAACCAGCCAGAGGCUGUCAGAUAUUUAUUUAAGUACAUCAACAAAGGAGCCGAUCGUGUGUCUGUUGUUGUUGAGUCAGCUGAGGAAGUCUUUUGGAGCACUUUGGAGCAUUUGGGACGUGAGGAGCAAGGAAGGACUUGGUGCAUGGACGCAGCUCAACUGGACACACCAAGGACGAAGGAGGAAGUCAUCUUGAAGCCAGCUCGACCACCUACUCGACCAUCCGGUCGAGUUCCUCAACUCGACCGGCCAAGCUUCAACUCGAUCGAGCUGAGAAGUCAACAGUCAAACCCGAAAAAUGUUGCUUCCCCCUUGACUUCCCUUUGA
Molecule: messenger RNA, 693 nt
Organism: Microthlaspi erraticum
Lineage: Eukaryota; Viridiplantae; Streptophyta; Magnoliopsida; Brassicales; Brassicaceae
Source: the annotation of a GenBank genome assembly